AAACUUUAUGCCGUGCCACCAAGGGUCACCGGAUUCAAUGAAAUAGCGCUAAAAGGAGUCCUUACGUUUAAAUGGAGUUACACGGCAGAGAUUUAGCUAAGAUAUCAGUAUGAACUAAUUACACUAUCCUUGAAGUCAAUUACCUUUGAAGAACUUGGAGCGUAAUCGCCAUGAAAAUUCUACCAAUAUGGGCACUUUCGAUACUCCAGUUUGGAGGUACUCUUGGGCUCACGGUGAAGAAUACCUUCAGCAAUUCACGGCCGCGCCUGGGCGAUACAACAACGCUAAUGUGCAACGUUGCGGGUGGAACUGCCAGCUAUGUCGUGUGGUGGAAGGACAAGAGUCACAACAGAGGAACAGUUCAUAUGACGUUAAAUUGUUUCGUUGAUGAAGAUUCGGUAAAUGAUUCCAAAUCAAGAUUGACGAAGAGUCAAUGCGAUGAGAACAAUUUUAAUUUUAAAUUAAGUAAUGUUCAAAUAUCGGACAGUGGAGAUUGGGGGUGUGAGGCAGAUGGACGCGAGGCCACAACCAGACUGAGAUUGGAGGUUUUAGUUCCACCCCUCACCCCAACAGUAACGAACCCAUCGCCGGUCAUUGUCGGAGACACUGCAAAUUUGACCUGCAAUGCCGAAAAUGUCAACGUCACGAAACCAGUCACGUACACGUGGACUAAAAAUGGCAACACUGUUUCACCAGGGACCAGUGCACCCGGUAUUCUUCAUUUUUCGUCCGUCACGAAGGAAUAUGCAGGGAAGUAUGUUUGUGACGCGAAAAAUGAUGCUGGAUCAAAGGAAAGCAGUGAACUGGAUUUCGUUGUAUAUUAUGCACCAGAUUCUUUGCAAUUGAAAACAACAACUCCGCCGCAUAAUUCCAAAUCGGAAAACCAAACGGAAACAUUUACAUGUGAAGCUAUUGGCGGCAUUCCGGUACCAUUAGUGAAAUUAAUACGGCUGGAGGGGACUACGAAAGAGGCGCUGAUUCUGGGAAAUAGUCGUGUUUUAAUUUUUACGAGGCGAAUGAUGCGACAGGAUAAUCAGGUCGAGUUCUACUGUGAGGCGACUGGACCAGGAAUUCCCAAUCGCAUGAUGUCCAUGGUGAUCACAUACAACGUAUUUUUUCCACACAACGUCCAGGUCAAACUCAGCAAGACGACUGUGAAUGAGAAUGACUCUGUAUGGUUUGAGUGCACCGCCGGUGGGGGCAACCCAGAGCUCAUUACGCGGUACCAGUGGCUCUGGAAGAAGAGUGGCGCCACCUCGGAACAAGUCAUCCAGGACACCGCGACCAGCACACAGAAUGGGAAGUUCUUGGAGUUCGUGCGUAUUCCAUAUGAUAAGAGUGGGACGUUCACCUGUAAGGUUUGGAACAAUGGUGAAAUGGGACAGGCGUCGACAGUCCUCAAUGUACACUACUCUCCCCGGAUACACCCAGGGUACAACAUGAAGUACGACGUGGCAGGCGAGAUUGACAAGGAGGCAUCGUUUAAACUAUUCAUCACAGCUAACCCGAUUCCGCCCACAACUGGUUACGUCUGGUCCAAGGGUGGCGAGAUCCUACCGAACUCAUCUCAAGAAUAUGAAAUAAUUUCAUUGAAGACGUCGAGCAGCUUGACAAUUAAAAAUGUCAAAACCACUGAUUUUACCUUCUAUACCUGUACUGUGAAAACGAGCGGAUUUCCAGCAAAGGUCUUCAAGUUGGAGCUUCUCAAAGUUGGUCCACCAUCUGCACCCAGUAAUCUCAAAGUAGUCAACUCAACUGCUGUAGCAGCGACCCUCGAGUGGAUAUCCGAAUUCGAUGGCGGAUCGGAGCAGAGAUUUUACGUCCAAUACAAGAAACCUGCAGAGAAGUGGGAUGUUGUGUCGGAUGUUCCUGAGGGAGGAAUAAUUGACCCAGGUUCAAAACAAGUCGUGUGUCAUAAAGUGAUGGAUCUUGAGUCGAAUGUCGAGUAUUUGUUUCGGGUGCGCAGCAACAAUUCCCACCCAGGCUCUCACAUAAGUAAUUUCAGCAAUAUAGCGUCUGGAAGUACGCCAGAGAAGCCCAAAACGUCCAUUAUUGGUGUGAGCCGGACAGACAACAAAGUUACCGUACGCUGGAAACAUGUGACCGGAAAAUAUAAUGUAAUUAUAAUCAGAUACUGCCAAACCGGCACAGAAAACUGCAUGAAUCACACCGUGCGAAACUUAACGGAUAACACUGCAACAUUUUCUGUUUCUGCCGAAAAGAGAUAUUAUUAUCACAUGAUGGUUGAAGAUGGUGGUGAUAUUGUUUACAGGAGCGUGGACAUUAAAGAUGAGGACAAUACAAUCAUAGUUGUUAGCGGGGUUGUGGUUGGUGGUCUGGUUGGAGCAGUCGUUGUAACGAUAACAGGCGUCACUCUGGCAAUUGGUCUAUGGAAACUAAGAUCGGUGAGAUUAGAAAAGAGGCAGGGUCAUCCACCUGCUAUUGACACCGACGAUUACGACGAUACGAGGAUUGAAUUCACACCGACUGAAAAUGAUUCUGUACGAAGCUACUCCAACAUUGGGACUGAGAACGUGACCGAUACAUUUAACCCUGAACGUACCGCCGACCAACUACCAGUACAACAAAUGGAUACGGGGCACCACUUACCAACACCCGGAGUCCUUAGGAAUACUCCAGCGUCCUCAGAUGAUGAGCUGGGGUCCUAUGACUACAUGGAUAGUCCUACGACAUUACGGCAUAGUGCUCCACGUCAGAAUCAUGUUCCUGUUGACCAGCCAGAUCCAAUGGAUCUAGAGGAUUCUACCCAGUACGAAAUUAGCAAAAAAGGACAGAAGUCGGAAGGCACAUACAGAAUGUCCAACGACCUAAGUAUACACACACAGGGACGGCCUGUCCCAAGUGCAACCGAGAGCGAAUCAGACCAAGCCGAUCGUUCCAAAGCUUGUGGGCCAACUUCAGACCGCUCUGGUGAUGACGUUGGUCACGGAAAAGGGUCAUUAUAUACCCAUCUAUAUCCAGUAACGGCAGUAAUAGACAAUGAUGGUGGACAGUAUUUGGAUUUCAGACAGCUAAAUCCAGAACAACUGAGACCAAUAUAAACUCUAAAAGGGAAACUAACGUCGUGGUGGUUGUCCGUGAUUUUGAUGGAUUUGACAAAACCGACAGAUAGGUGGCGCUUGCAAAAAACCUGAUUUAUAUUAUUGCCAUUAUUUUCAUUACCCUAUGGUGUAUACAUGAAAUAAUAUGAAUGAAUCUGUCAUGUCUGGUGGUAGGGAAGCAAACUCUAGUAUUUGGCACAACUGUCACGAGCGCAGACAGGAGAGAGCCUAUAGAGACAUUGCCAUCCCAUUAACAAAUAUAGAUAAAUAAAAUGAGCCAAAUUCAUAAAGGGCGUUAGGCUUAAAACAGCGUUUAAGUACUGAAUAGACAGAUUCAGGUCCUUUAUGUAAAUAUUCACAGAAUAUGAAUAGGCCCUGAAACUGAUUAGGGAGAAGUUACACACGUCUAACCCUUAAACGCCCUUUAUGAAUUUGGCCCAGUGUCUCUUUACAUGAAGGAGAGGCAGUUCUUUAAAGAAUAACAUAUUUGAUGAACAUGUAUACUGUUCGGCAAAGCCUUCGUGUAUACUUCCACAGGCAUUCUGCAGCGCCGUACACAUGACACUCCAAAGCUGUGACGUUCAAACGUUUCUUCACGUCCGUCACCAUAAUCACUGCUAUUUGCUUGUCGCUGGAAACCCGAUGCCACUCUUCGAUACCUCUGGCUUUGGACAGCAACAUUGGACAGCAACAUUGUGUCAUCCAAUGCGUCCAUUCAAAAUGGUCAUGACAUGAAGAAAUCGCUUUAAAAAACAAUCCAUUGGUCAAACAUGUAAAAAAGGCCAUUCACAUAUGGGACCAAACCAUACCAGCCAGGACCAAAUCAUAUCUCUCACAACUUCGUGAAUAUUAUCCUGAGGGAAUCAGGGCUUAGUGUUGGUCAAUGUUCGUUUCUCAAUCCGGCCCUUGUGUGCAGGGCCGGAGAAGUGAACAUUAACCCCUGAUUUCCUCAGAAUGUGCGAAUAUGUUAGUCUCAGAAAGAUUUGCCGCGUUUACACGACGAAAAAAGUGGCCAAGAUUAAAGUAGAGAAGCUCCACUUUUUGGACCACAUCGCAUUAUAGAGUACGCAGCCCACUCUCCUAGACCGAUCCGGGUUGACCCAGAUGAGUGCCCGCGAUAUAAGCUAUUUUCUCCCGCGCCUGCGUCACUUUGUAAUGUAAUUGUCUCGCUUGUCUCAUCAGGAGUGUCGGGUCUUGAUGGAGUGUCCCACUUUGACCCAAGCUAAUUCUGGAAAUUGAUCUUUAGUCACCUAUGCAUAGCCAUUACAAACGCUCUUUUCUAAAGCAAACGCUAGGUUUCUAUUGAUACAAAGACAACAUUGAUAUAAAAAGUGACAUGUUUUGUCUUUCAUUAAAUUUACAAACCGGGCACCCAUCUAUAGCUCUGACAAGUCUUUAAAUGUAUGUAAAUGUGUUAAUGUACUUAUAUGAAACUGAUUAUUUCAUGUGCAAUGUAAUUUUUGUAUUUCCCCAAAUAUGGUGGUGCAAUAGAUAUUAUUAUUAUCGAAGUACACAGCAGACUGCUGUGUACGCAGGAACAAGUUGGUUGCAUGCACAGCAGAGGCGAAUUAACUAAACCGCAUCAUCAAUGACGUCAGCUGGAGAAAAAAUGGCGGUGGCGGUGGCGGUGGAAGAACUUCCCGCUUCCAUUCAAGUUGGGGCCAAAUUCUCCAUCUGGCUAUGACCCAAAGUAAAUCUAAGGCGUAUGGAGCCCCGGUUUUUGGAUGACAUGUGUGCCAUAUGACCAAAACAGUUUUCUCCAGCCAGCGAAGUCUGCUGUGUACUCUAGACAAUGCACGUGCCUGUACACUGUAUAUACAGCAUGUUGUGUAUUCAAGAGAAAAUGUUGCUAGGACUCGCAGCAGGUAGCAUAAAAUCGGAGGCGGGGCUUUAUAAUGAGCCUAAUGAAUAUUGAUAUAAAACGCUGUGAACAUAAACUACUCUAUGUUGCAUACACAGCUAUUAUUAUUAUUAUUAU
Messenger RNA from Lineus longissimus, 5040 nucleotides. Its product is annotated as titin-like. Lineage: Eukaryota; Metazoa; Nemertea; Pilidiophora; Heteronemertea; Lineidae. The transcript is spliced from 10 exons. Bases 171 to 3062 code for a protein of 963 amino acids. The record is from RefSeq and is a predicted model, not a curated record. Gene Ontology annotation, molecular function: protein binding.